CAGAAACGUCACUUCAGGCUUUCUUGUGUCAACAGUUGUGAUACUACUUCUCCUUCACUUCACUGUCUGUGUUCUCUGCAUAUUCAUAUUGUGAACAUUUAAACCCUUUGAUCUGAGAGCUUGGAAUCACUGCACAGCGCAACUAUCGGAUUUGGGAGGCGAAGCUUGUUGAGAUAUAAGUCACGCAAAGGCGGGGACUGAUAACCACGAUGAGUAGUGAAAUUGCCGCUCUGGAGGCGGAGAUUAAGGAGUAUAGGCUUCAGCUCGAAACCGUCCAACUAGGCCUCCAAUCCGACCCCAGCAACGCCGAACUCCUUGAGCUGAAGAACGAACUCGACCAAGUAAUCGCCCUCUCCCAAUCCGCCAUCGCCGACAUUGCGCCCCCCUCCGCACCACCAAAAGCCCAGCACAAAGCCUCCUCCAGCGCAGCAGCUGCGGCUCCCUCCGCGCCCGAAAAAUGGAAGCGCGAGAACCACCCCAAGUUCCGCGAUGUGGCUGCUGCCGCGCCGAAGGAGGAAGAGGAGGAGCAGCGCGAGAAGCCGAAUUUCCAGGUCAAUGAUAUGGUGUUGGCGAAGUGGCAUUCGGGGGAUAAAGGGUUUUACCCGGCGAGGAUCACGAGUAUUACGGGUAGUAGUGUUGAUCCGGUGUACAUCGUCAAAUUCAAGUCCUACGACACUGUUGAGACGCUGAGGGGGAGGGAUGUGAAAGCCAUUUCCACUGCAGCGAAGCGGAAGGCUGACGGGACGCCGAUUUCUUCGUCGUCGUCCGGGGAGAGGAGGGAGAGUGCGGGGGGGGUGAUAAGUGCAGAGGCGGAGAUUGAUAGGGAUGCGCAGAUGGCGCGCGAGAGGGAGGCGAGUAAGGUGGGGGAUGGACCGGUGAGGCCGGAACGAGCGCCGAAGAAGAUUAAGGCGAAUAAGGAGCUGGAGAAGGGGAAGUCGAAGUGGCAGGAUUGGGCGGCGAAGGGGAUGGGGAAGAAGGGGACGCCGGGGGUGAAGAAGAAGGAGAGUAUGUUUAGGACGCCGGAGGGGGUGCAUGGUCGAGUUGGGUUUACGGGGUCGGGACAGACGAUGAGGAAGGAUCCGUCGAGGAGCAGACAUAUUUACCAGACCAAUGGCGACGAAGAGGGGCUUCAGUGAGGGUGGAUUGGGGAUAUGAAGUCAAGGGAUUACAGGUCUGUGCCGGUAUUACCCAUUUCCCCCCGCCGCAGCCGUGGUUGUUGGGUGCGUGUAAUGAAGUGUAAGGUGGGGGGGCUGCUUUCUUCGAUUGUGUAAUAUGAAACUACCACGCCCAUAAAUAAGACUGCGCUCACACGCUCUUGCGAUAUUAGGAAAUACCAAAUCAAGUACAAAAACCACGGGAUGCGUUAAACGUCUCUCAGGGGUAGAGGUCGUGUAUUGUGUCAAUUUUCCUGAGUAGACGCCCAGAGUUCUGAAUGAAUGGAUGCUGAUCCGACUUUCUCAGGGGUGACUGAAUCGUACUCGCUCGCUGUAAAUAUGGCCCUCGGCGCCUCGAAGUGAGUUGCCAAAUCAAAUCCUUUGGUAUUCCCAGCACUAUCCCUCUAUUUUCAGUUCCCU
This is a messenger RNA of Pseudogymnoascus verrucosus, 1574 nucleotides long. RefSeq lists its product as uncharacterized. NCBI's taxonomy places the organism in Eukaryota, Fungi, Ascomycota, Leotiomycetes, Thelebolales, Thelebolaceae. The transcript is spliced from 3 exons. Gene Ontology annotation, molecular function: DNA-binding transcription factor activity. The coding region runs from base 210 to 1136 and encodes 308 amino acids. The record is from RefSeq and is a predicted model, not a curated record. Gene Ontology annotation, biological process: negative regulation of DNA-templated transcription.